AUGGAGUUCAUGACAGAGGGUGUCAAAGUGAAAGAGACACCCUUAACAAAGCAGUCAAGGGUAGUUGUGUCAGGUUUUGGGAAACAAGAUGUGUAUUGUAUUGGUGAGAAUACAUGUUGCUCUGAGUGGAACACCGCCAUGGAAAAGCUUACCGGGUGGACCAGAGGGGACAUCAUUGGGAAGAUGUUGGUUGGAGAGAUUUUUGGCAGUUGCUGUCGGCUCAAGGGCCCAGAUGCUAAGACAAAAUUCAUGAUCGUGUUGCACAAUGCGAUCGGAGGGCAGGAAACAGACAAGUUCCCAUUUGCCUUUUUUGACCGGAAUGGAAAAUAUGUGCAAGCUCUCUUAACGGCAAACAAAAGGGUUAAUAUGAAUGGCCAGAUUAUUGGAGCCUUUUGUUUCCUCCAAAUUCCAAGUCCUGAAUUGCAGCAAGCUCUGAAAGUCCAGAGACAACAGGAAAAGAAAUGCUUUGUGAGGAUGAAAGAGUUGGCUUACAUUUGCCAGGAAAUAAAGAAUCCGUUAAGUGGUAUACGCUUUACUAAUUUGCUUUUGGAGGCUACAGACUUGAACGAUAAUCAGAAGCAGUUUCUUGAGACAAGUGCUGCUUGUGAGAAGCAGAUGUUGAAGAUUAUAAGGGAUGUUGAUCUGGAGAUCAUUGACGGCGGUUCGUUGGAGCUUGAGAAGGCUGAAUUCUUAGUUGGGAGUGUGAUAGACGCUGUUGUUUCUUAA
Camellia sinensis is the source of this 726-nucleotide messenger RNA. The record is from RefSeq and is a predicted model, not a curated record. NCBI's taxonomy places the organism in Eukaryota, Viridiplantae, Streptophyta, Magnoliopsida, Ericales, Theaceae.